Molecule: messenger RNA, 1422 nt
Organism: Spirodela intermedia
Lineage: Eukaryota; Viridiplantae; Streptophyta; Magnoliopsida; Alismatales; Araceae
Source: the annotation of a GenBank genome assembly
AUGCCGAGGUCUAACUUCUUCGCGCAGCUCCAUUCUGACCCCAACAUCCCCUGCACGGUUCCGAUCGGAGCCGGCCCGGAGGAGGAUUACACCCGCAACAGCAGCGCCUCGACGGCGAGCCAAGGGUGCUACUCCGAGCGGAGUACCAUGAGCGGCGAAGGCUCCCCCUACAACAACACCUCCUGGAACCAGAGCGCACCCUACGUCAGGUCCCCAUGGUCUCGCAGCAAGCCGUCGACCAGCUUCUUUACGGACGAUGGCGCCACCUUCCCACCUGGCACGAGGCUCGUCGGGUCGCUGGUGCGGGAGGAAGGCCACAUCUACUCGCUGGCUUCCUCCGCCGACCUGCUGUACACGGGAUCCGAUAGCAAGAACAUCAGAGUCUGGAAGAACCAGGAAGAGUUCUCUGGGUUCAAGUCCAACAGCGGGCUCGUCAAGGCCAUCGUCAUUGCCGGCGAGCGCAUAUUCACGGGCCACCAGGACGGGAAGAUCCGGGUGUGGCGGGUGUCGAGGAGGGACCCCACCGUGCACAAGCGCGCCGGCACGCUACCCACCUUCAAGGACCUGCUGAAGAGCUCCGUCAGGCCCAGCAACUACGUGGAGGUGCGCCGCCACCGCAACUCCCUCUGGAUCAGGCACAGCGACGCCGUCUCGUGCUUGAGCCUCAGCGAGGACCGGAACAUUCUCUACUCGGGCUCCUGGGACAGGACCUUCAAAGUCUGGCGCGUCGCCGAUUCCAGGUGCCUCGAGUCGGUCCGAGCCCACGACGAUGCAGUCAACGCUAUCCUGACGGGGUUCGACGGGCUCGUCUUCACCGGUUCCGCCGACGGCACGGUGAAGGUGUGGCGGAGGGAGCCGCUGGGGAAGGGCACCAAGCACUCCCCCUCUCAAACUCUGCUGAAGCAGGAGUCCGCCGUGACGGCGCUAGCUCUGAACUCGACGGCGGCCGUCGUGUACUCCGGGUCGUCCGACGGGCUGAUCAACUUCUGGGAGCGAAAGAAGCACCUCUCUCACGGCGGCGUGCUGCGGGGCCACAAGCAGGCGGUGCUGUGCAUGGCCUCGGCCGGCAGCCUCGUGAUGAGCGGCUCCGCCGACAGGACCAUCUGCAUUUGGCGGUGGGAGGACGAGGUGCACACCUGCCUCUCCGUGCUAAAUGGCCACACCGGGCCCGUCAAGUGCCUGACCGUGGAGCGCGACAGCGACUCUCACCCCGCCGACCCCCGCUGGAUCGUGUACAGCGGCAGCCUGGACAAGUCCGUCAAGGUGUGGAAGGUCUCCGAGCUGCCCACCGGCGAUCACCUCUCCCGCCGGCAACUGGAGGAGCCCUCCCUGGCCGGGAAGCAUGCCCUCGGCGGCGCCGCCGGCAACGGUGUCGGCGGAGAGGGAGCAUCUCAGUGCUUCGCCUCCCCUCUCGAGAAAUGA